AUGCUAAAAUUAAAUUAUUAGUCUGAAGAGAGGUAAACUUUUAGCAACUUAGAGGAAAUUUUAAAAGUUGUUGAAAUUGAUGAUUUUGGAAUACCAGAUAUAAAUUUCAAUAAAAAAACAAUUACAUAUUAAAUAAAUCAUUAAAGGUGUAUUAGAUUAUCAGAUUUGAAAUUUUGGAUUGUAAUUAAUGAAUCAUAUUAAAUCAUUAGGUAAAUAACUUAGUUAGAAUUCAUUUAGGAUAAUUACUAGAUUUAUGUCUAAAAUUAUUAUAAAAGGUUAAGUUUUUAGAAUCUAAGAGUAUUCAACAUAAUUACUUGGAUUAAAAUAGAAUAUGGCUCAUAUUAGAUUAAAAUAGUGCUAGUCCUAGUGUCAUUUAUCAAUUUUUAUCAUAUUAAAUACUUUUCACGGGAUAUUAAAGUCCAUGUUAUGAAAGUGGUUUGAAGGUAAUUUAAGCAACUACUUAAAUUAAAAAUAUUGUCAAGCUAUUUUUGGAAGAAUGUAUUGGCAAUAUUAAUUUAAAAAAAAAAACGCCAUAAAAUAAAUAAUAAAUAUUAGAACCAAUAAUUGAGUAAUGCAAAAACAAUUAAAAUAUUUAAGAAAUCAUUAAAUCAAUAGAAAAAAUAUUAUUAUAAUAUCGUUAUUAAGAGAAUAUUCAGAAUAAGUCUUCUUAAUCUUUAGAUAUUGAUGAUGAUAAUAAUUAUGACAGAUAGAAACUAAUAGAAUAAAUAAAUAUCCAAAUAGAUCAAAUUAUUGAAUGUGGAAGUAAGCAUGGAUAGCUGUUAAUUGAGAAACUAUUACACUAUUACAUUCCAAUUAUUAGUAAAUAAUUAGGUUUAAAUUCAAAACUGAAUUUGGAUUACCAAAAUGAAGUCGAGAAAUAAAGAAAUAUUUUAGAUUAGUAAGAGUAAUAAUUUAAAUAAAAAAUUUCAGAUUAAAUUAAAAUUUUAAUAAAAAAUUCAAUAAUUGAGUAUGAAAAGGAUUUUAAGUUUGAAAUUACUGAAUCAGAUUUAAAUUCUAUUGAAAAGGAAAUUAUAAAUUCUAUUAUGGAAUCUUAAUAUAUUAAAUACUUUUAAAAUACAUAUUAACUUCAUCAUAAUACCAAGGAUAUAAUGUAGUCUAAAAUAUAAAUUACAAAUAAAUUUUUAAAUGAAGAAGUUAAAGAUAAAAUAUCAUUAUUCUAUAUGUUUAAAAUAUUAGAAUUGAUUGAUAAUUUGAUAUGA
This is a messenger RNA of Paramecium sonneborni, 1220 nucleotides long. NCBI's taxonomy places the organism in Eukaryota, Ciliophora, Oligohymenophorea, Peniculida, Parameciidae. The record is from the annotation of a GenBank genome assembly.